Ictidomys tridecemlineatus (thirteen-lined ground squirrel) is the source of this 1870-nucleotide messenger RNA. RefSeq names its product solute carrier family 25 member 53. Gene Ontology annotation, cellular component: mitochondrion. The record is from RefSeq and is a predicted model, not a curated record. Lineage: Eukaryota; Metazoa; Chordata; Mammalia; Rodentia; Sciuridae. Gene Ontology annotation, molecular function: NAD transmembrane transporter activity.
CCUGAUGCUCAAGCUAGCAAGAGGGGGGAGCGGGCUGGCGGGGGCUGCGGCAGAUAGGCGCUGGAGCCAGCGCGGCGUCAAGUGCAGCUCGGACCCACGGACCCGGCCCAUUAACAUUUCACUCAUGAGGAAAUUGAACCAAAAGGAGCUUAAGCGUCUUGCCCUGUAUCCUGCAGCAAAUAAGUAGCAGUGUCCGAUUUUGCACCCCAGUCCGUUGUUCUGUUGAUGCCAGGUUUUUGCCCUGCUGCGCUGCCUGGAGAGCAUUUUAUUUUCUUCCAGCUGCAACCAGUUGUCUUCAGCAUGGGGGAGCAGAACCACUCUGCAGGGAAAGAGCUUCAGCACAGGACAGAGGCUCCAGCAAAGAAAAACUGGCACCCCCAAGCCUACACUCUUGGGGCCAUUUCCAACUUUAUGUCUACUUUUCUGACCUUUCCUAUCUAUAAGGUGGUAUUCCGGCAGCAGAUCCAUGCUAUGGCAGUGUCAGAGGCUGUGAGACAGCUUUGGCAUGAAGGUCCUCAGUACUUCUACAGGGGAAUCUACCCUCCUCUUCUCUCCAAGACAUUGCAAGGGACUCUGCUAUUCGGGACUUAUGAUAGCCUGCUGUGCUCUCUUUCCCCUGAUGGGCCACAUUCCCUGGGACACCGAUGGACUGCAGGGCUCAUGUCUGGGGUGGUGGAGGCUGUGGCACUCAGCCCCUUUGAAAGAGUUCAAAAUGUCCUCCAGGAUGGUCGCAAGCAAGCUCGUUUCCCCAGCACCUUCAGCAUUCUUAAGGAAUUCAACUCUUAUGGGCUGUGGGGGCGGCUGUCACUGGGCUAUUAUCGGGGUUUCUGGCCUGUUCUUGUCAGGAAUAGCCUGGGGAGUGCUCUCUAUUUCUCUUUCAAGGACCCCAUCCAGGAUGGCUUGGCAGAGCAAGGCCUGCCCCAUUGGGUUCCUGCACUGGUGUCUGGUAGUGUCAAUGGAACAAUCACCUGUUUAGUUCUGUAUCCUCUGAUUGUGCUGGUUGCCAAUAUGCAGUCCCAUAUUGGCUGGCAGAGAAUGCCAAGCCUGUGGGCUUCUGCCCAGGAUGUGUGGGACACUCGGGGUCGAAAGGUAUUCCUGAUCUACCGAGGAGGUUCCCUGGUUAUCCUAAGGUCCAGCGUGACGUGGGGCCUCACUACUGCUAUUCACGACUUCCUGCAGAGGAAGUCUCACUCCAGGAAAGAGCUGAAAGACUGACUAGCUGCAGGAAGUGUGGCCAUGGCAUCUUUGUUUUUCUCAAUCUUCCAUGGUUGCUCCUAUCUAACUUACUUCUUUGGCUUGGUUGCCUAAUGCAGCCAUUUUUUAGCAUCUGUCAUUGCAGGAGUUCCCAACUACUAGCCUGUUGGGAACAGACAAAGCCCAACAGGAACUUUUGGUCAGAAAGGGAAAGUCCCUCCAGUCUAUCCACAGCUUCAGUAGCCUCAGAGCCAGGAGGCCUUUAAAUAACUUGUAACCUAGAUUAAAUGUCAUUCUAUUACGGGAUUCCUUAAUAAGAAGACAGUUCAGCAGAUGAAUUGAUUCAGGCUUUCUGAGUUCUGGGACCACUCCAGGUGUCCUCCAGACCAAAUUGAGAUCUCCAAUUUCAAAGAACUAUUCUUGACAUUGAAGAUGGAGAUUCCAUGAACCUUCUCAGAUUGUCACAUUCACUGCCUCUACCCCAAUCACUAACCCUUCUUCAGGCUAUAGGGCCUAGUUUCAGGGUAGCAGCUGUGGCUGGAAAUCUUAAAUUUGGUUCGCUUCAUCUCAUCAGGUGCCACAAGAUCUGGUAGGGCUAAAAAUGGAAAUGUGAAGAAAUUUGGUUCCUGAUGGAAAUAAUAUAGAUUUUGAAAGAUGAGAUUUAAUUACAUGCAAA